Molecule: messenger RNA, 966 nt
Organism: Klebsormidium nitens
Lineage: Eukaryota; Viridiplantae; Streptophyta; Klebsormidiophyceae; Klebsormidiales; Klebsormidiaceae
Source: the annotation of a GenBank genome assembly
AUGGCUUCCACGUUCCAAAUACGUAGUCCAAGUGAGUGCGGCCUGGAAUCGGCAAAACCUCUGUCGAGUCAUAGGAGAGCAGGUCUGCCAGUUGAUGGACAGGUCUUGGGUAGUGGCAGCCUAAAAAAGGAGUCCAAGCACAUAACCAGCAGUCUCCAGCCAGAGCGAAACCAGAAGCCGGCAAGGGGGCAAGGGGAGGAGGCUUUGGAGCAGACUCCCAGUAUCGCAGAGGAUGGCGAGCAUAGGCCCAGGCCCCCCUCUCGCCGCCACUUCAUGCUGUGCGUCAGCUGCGCGGCAGCGGGAGCGGUUCUGGCGUCCGGAGACGCCGCCACAGCCGAGGUCGACAGCCCAACCGUCGAGGGGGCUGUGCCGGGUUGCAGGAAUUGCAAUGGGUCCGGGUUUGUGGUUUGCGACAUGUGCGGGGGGACGGGCAAGUGGAAGGCGCUGAACCGGAAGCGGGCAAAGGACCAAUACGAGUUUGCCGAGUGUCCCAACUGCUAUGGGCGCGGCAAGCUGUUGUGUCCCAUCUGCCUAGGAACCGGGCAAGCGAACGUCAAGGGGUUGCUCCGGCGUCCAGAAUCUAAGGAGUUGUUGGAGAAGAUUCACAGAGGCGAGCUUCGACUAGGCUCCUAGUGCAGCUGCCGGUCCAUGUCGGGGGCCUUGCCAGGAUGCAUUUCCGUGGGUCUGCAUUGAUGUCCAGGAAUCAGCAUAAACGGUUCAAGUUUACACAUCCGUGACUUUUACAGGUAGAUUCUCAACGGUCUGAGAAUAAUAAGGCAGACGCCACAUGUGACGAGCCUUCAGUUGUCCCUCUCAUCCGGAGAUAGGGAGAGGACCCCAUAGCUCAAUUUGGUACUUCGUGUCCCUACGGCGUACCCUCAAUAUCAGAGGUCUGCUCAAAUUUUGGAACUUUCUUUCGGCUUUCGGGUUCGGUAGGCUGCAUCAUUGCUCAAAUUGCUCCCUGCG